UGAAUGCCUCCUUUCUGCCUUUCAGAUAUGGCCAUGCCCAGUUCCCUUUUGUGGGCUGUUGACAUUUUUGGGAGGGUUUACACUCUAUCCACUGUUGGCCAGUACUGGGAGCUCUGUAAGGAUACACAGCUGGAAUUCAAAAGGAUUUCUGCUGUCAAACAGUGCUGCUGGGGAAUAGCCUGUGAUCAUCAAGUAUACACCUACGUGUUCCCGGGUGAUGUUCCUAUUAGAUACCAAGAAGAAACCUACGAGAAUCAGCGCUGGAAUCCAGUCGGUGGCUUUUGUGAGAAAUUGCUGCCCAGUGACCGCUGGCAGUGGAGUGAUGUGAGCGGGCUAAAACAUCAGCAGCUUGAUAGUUUCACACUGCCUUCACCACACUGGGAGUGGGAAUCUGACUGGUAUGUGGAUGAAAAUAUUGGAGGGGAACCAACAGAGAAAGGGGGCUGGACUUACGCCAUAGACUUCCCCAGCACCUACACAAAGGAUAAGAAAUGGAAUUCUUGUGUCAGACGCAGGAGGUGGAUCAGAUACAGGAGAUACAAAUCCCGGGACAUGUGGGCAAAGAUCGUAUCACAUAAUGAUCCAGAUCAGUUGCCAGACCCUUUCAAUGACAUCUCCAUUGGAGGAUGGGAGAUCACUGAUGAACCUCUUGGCCGUUUAUCAGUGUGGGCAGUGUCUUUACAAGGAAGGGUGUGGUACAGAGAAAAUGUCUGCCAUCACAAUCCAGAAGGUUCCAUGUGGUCCUUAAUCACCACUCCUGGUGAAGUUGUACAGAUCAGCUGUGGACCAUAUGACCUCCUUUGGGCCACUCUUUGGGAAGGGCAAGCUAUUGUGAGAGAAGGAAUUGACAGGAAUAACCCUCAAGGAAUUUCCUGGAGUAUUGUGGAGUCUCCAAGCUCUGAAAAUGGGAUUAUGCACGUCUCUGUGGGUGUUGAUGUGGUGUGGUGUGUUACAAAGGAUAGAAAAGUGUGGUUUAGAAGAGGAGUGAACUCACAUAAUCCUUGUGGAACAAGUUGGAUUGAAAUGGUUGGAGAAAUGAUGAUGGUAACUGUAGGCUUAAAUAACCAGGUCUGGGGAAUCGGCUGUGAUGACAGAGCAAUUUAUUUUCGCCAAGGUGUCACACCAAGUGAGCUCAGUGGGAAGACAUGGAAGGCAAUUGUGUCUAGCAGAGAGAGUGACAGAUCUCAAACUGGGAGCUCAACAAGUCUGCUCAGUGCUGGCUGUUUCUUUACUGAUGAUAUUCAGAACCAAACAAACGCAAUCGUUCAGGGUGAUACUUCCUCUGAUACAGAGCUUCCAAGUGUACCCAUGAACCCUGCCAACACCCCCCCGAUAGGAGCUGCAGCCAGCAGCAGUGCUAACAGCACAGACAACCAGACAGAAGAAUGUGCACAACUGACUGUGGAUCCUCUGGACUCUGAUCAAGGAGAAGCCACUGUUGUUUUGACCAAUAAUGAGAAAGCUAAUCUUGAAACGCAUAAAGCUUCUACAAACCCAAAUCCUUCUGCAGAACUGCAGUGGACAAAUAUUGACUUGAAGGAGGUCCAAAAGCAUCCAGUCCUCUCUGUCAGCACUUUUGCAGAAACAUCCAGCCUGUCUUCCCUGGGCAUGUUCUCAGUGGGAGCUGAAGAGCAGUAUGGAGCUGAUGAGCACCCACUGUGGGCCUGGGUGUCUGGGGGAGGCUGUCUUGUAGAUCUGCACAGCCCUUUGAAGUGGUUCACUGUUCCAUCAGGUUUGUUGUCCUCUGUGCAGUCUCUGUCUCUGUCAAUCACUCCAGCACAGACAGCAGCAUGGCGAAAGCAGAUUUUUCAGCAGCUUAGUGAAAGGACAAAGCGGGAACUGGAGAACUUUAGGCACUAUGAGCAGGCAAUCGAGCAGUCAGUGUGGGUUAAAACUGGAACCUUGCAAUGGUGGAGGAAUUGGAAGCCUCACAAAUGGGUGUAUGUUCGAGUUGCACUUGAGCAGUUCAUCGGGAGCGAUGGAAUGCGUGACAGCAUCCUCUUCAUCUACUACAUGUAUCAUGAGGAGAAAAAGUAUAUCCAUGUGUUCCUGAAUGAAGUCACUAUUAUAGUUGAAAUUCUGAAUGAAGCCAAACACUCCUUUGCACUGUAUACACCUGAAAGGACGAAGCAACGAUGGCCGAUCCGCCUGGCAGCCACAACAGAGCACGAAAUGCAUGACUGGCUCUCUUUGCUGAACAUGUCCUGUUGUGAAAGCAGACGGAUCCAAGGCCCUCCUUCUCACCAUGCCAUUUGGUCAGUUACUUGUAAAGGAGACAUCUUUGUUAGUGAGCCAAGUCCUGAACUGGAGGCUGGACCACACCUGACACCAUGUGAUCAAAUGUUUUGGCGUCAAGUUGGAGGUCAUCUUCGACUGAUAGAGUGCAAUAACCGAGGCGUAGUGUGGGGCAUAGGAUAUGAUCACACAGCUUGGGUUUAUACUGGUGGAUAUGGAGGUGGCUUCAUUCAAGGACUGGCCAGUAGUGCUGAUAACAUUUACACACAGUCAGAUGUGAAAUGUGUUUACAUCUAUGAAAACCAACGGUGGAACCCAGUCACUGGAUACAGCAGCAGAGGUCUGCCCACGGACAGAUACAUGUGGAGUGAUGCAUCUGGCCUGCAGGAAUGUACGAAAGCCAAUACCAAGCCUCCUUCUCCACAGUGGUCUUGGGUAUCCGAUUGGUACAUUGAUUUUAAUAUCUCAGGCGGAACUGAUCGGGAAGGCUGGCAGUAUGCAGCAGACUUUCCAGCGUCCUACCAUGGUCACAAGACAAUGAAAGACUUUGUCCGACGGAGGCGCUGGGCAAGAAAAUGUAAGAUAGUCACCAACGGGCCAUGGCUGGAAGUGCCUCCAGUUACCCUGUGGGACAUCUCCAUAAUUCCCAGUUCAGAUGCAGAUGAUGAAGAAGCAGUAGCACUGUGGGCAAUCAGUGACAAAGGAGACGUGCUCUGCAGGCUUGGAGUGACACAGCAAAAUCCAGCUGGAACAUCCUGGCUGCAUGUGGGGACAGAUCAGCCUUUCAUUUCCAUCUCAAUUGGAGCAUUUUACCAAGUGUGGGCUAUUGCUAGAGAUGGUUCUGCCUUCUAUCGGGGUUCAGUGUCUCCAAAAAAACCUGCAGGUGACUGCUGGUACCAUAUUCCUUCACCUCAAAAACAAAAGCUAAAACAAGUCUCAGUAGGACGAACAUCUGUGUUUGUGUUGGAUAAAAAUGGCAAUCUUUGGUACCGGCAAGGUAUCACACCAAGCUACCCUCAAGGAUCUACUUGGGAUCAUGUUUCAAAUAACAUCCGUAAAAUGUCUGUAGGGCCCCUGGACCAGGUCUGGGUGAUAGCUGACAAAGUGCAAGGAAGUCAUAGUUUGAGCUGUGGGACCGUCUGCCAUCGGAUUGGUGUUCAGCCAAUGGAACCUAAAGGCCUCUCAUGGGAUUAUGGUAUUGGGGGUGGAUGGGAGCACAUUACAGUCAGAGGAAAUGCAACUGAAGCAUCUAGGGCCACUGCACAUGACACUUCAGAGGAAAACCCUGCAGUAUCAAAGGAUAGAGAAGAUGAGGAGAGUAAAGGGAAAACAGAACACUCUAAAAAGUCUCUGAUGCUCAGUGAAAGUCAAGAAUUGGACAGAAAUGCUGUUAAUUGUUAA
Indicator indicator is the source of this 3636-nucleotide messenger RNA. RefSeq names its product tectonin beta-propeller repeat containing 1 (gene TECPR1). Bases 4 to 3636 code for a protein of 1210 amino acids. Gene Ontology annotation, cellular component: membrane. The record is from RefSeq and is a predicted model, not a curated record. Lineage: Eukaryota; Metazoa; Chordata; Aves; Piciformes; Indicatoridae. The transcript is spliced from 24 exons.